GCCCUUUAAGAGCAGCUAAAAUGCAAGGCUGGGCAGGGUUUCUACUCUUUCAAGUCCCACCCACUCCCCUGAACUGAAACUGACUCAUUGAGUUAAUUCCAUUCCUCCUUCUCAUUCCAGAGAUUCCAGUAAAAAUCUGUCACCUUUCCAAAAUACCAGGCCUAGUCUUUCCAGCACUUACUGAGAAAAUAGAGAUACACCCCCCAACAACACUUAAAAAAUAUACAACUUCUCUCCUGUUGCAAAUCCUAUCCAAGCAGCUUUCCUUGUCUCGUCCGAAGUGUGAGACAACAAAAGAAAAGGGGAAACAAAAAGUUUACCAACUCUGCAAGGGUAAACUGGGACAAAGACAAGCUCUGGAUCCUACUUUUCGGAGACCCCAGCUGCUAAAAGUGUUUUCUGGAUUUUGUGAGGGGUUAUUUUUCGAGGCUGCUGGGUCCGUAGUCAACGAUUAUCAGUGUCCGCCGAACCCCUUUUAGGAAGGGGAACAGGACGAAACUCGGAUUUUUAUUAUUUUGGUUGGUUCUCCAAGCCACAGAUUGGAGUUUCUCCAUAAAAGUGUCAAAAUGGAUCCCAAUGGGUGGAGUGAGGGUGGAAGCCCUGCUGAAAGUCCAGGAGAACUUGGCGACUCAAUGGAGAAAAGCUUGGACAAUGAUGCUGAAGGUGUGUGGAGCCCAGAUAUCGAGCAGAGCUUUCAGGAAGCCUUAGCCAUCUACCCGCCAUGUGGGCGUCGGAAGAUUAUUUUGUCCGAUGAAGGGAAAAUGUAUGGCCGUAAUGAGUUGAUAGCUCGAUACAUCAAACUAAGAACAGGGAAAACUCGCACCAGAAAGCAGGUAUCCAGCCAUAUUCAGGUCUUGGCACGACGGAAAUCUCGUGAGAUCCAGUCAAAGUUAAAGGCUAUGAGCAUGGAUCAAGUGACAAAGGACAAAGCUCUUCAGAGUAUGGCAGCCAUGUCAUCUGCACAGCUUGUCUCAGCCACAACUAUUCAAAACAAACUGACCAUGCCCGGCAUUUCACAACCUCCUUUCCCACCAGCUCCUGGGAGCACAGAUUUCUUCCAGUUCUGGCCGGGAGGAGUGGCACAGUCCAGAGUGACCGAAGACAUUAAACCGUUUGCCCAGCAGCCCUACUCUCUGCAGCCACCUGUUGUCCAUCCUCCUGUUCCAGGAUAUGAUUCUACUCCUACUAGCCUUUCUCCACCUCUUACUGUCCCAGCUUGGCAAGGUCGCUGCAUUGCAACCACCAAACUCCGACUUGUGGAAUUCUCAGCAUUUAUGGAGCAUCAGCAAGACCCAGACACUUAUAACAAACACCUGUUUGUCCACAUUGGUCAGUCUAAUCCAACCUACAGUGAUGCACUUCUAGAGUCUGUAGACGUCCGUCAAAUCUAUGACAAGUUUCCAGAGAAGAAAGGGGGGCUGAAGGAACUGUAUGAAAAAGGGCCCUCCAAUGCUUUCUUUCUGGUUAAAUUCUGGGCUGACUUGAAUACCACUAUCCCAGAUGACGUGCGAGUUUUCUAUGGCGUCACAAGUCAGUAUGAGAGCCCAGACAACAUGACUAUAACUUGUUCCUCCAAGGUCUGUUCCUUUGGCAAGCAAGUAGUAGAGAAGGUUGAGACUGAAUACGCCAGGUUUGAGAAUGGACGGUUUGUGUACCGAAUUCACAGAUCCCCCAUGUGUGAGUACCUCAUCAACUUUAUUCACAAGUUGAAGCAGUUACCAGAAAAGUACAUGAUGAACAGCGUGCUAGAAAAUUUCACCAUCCUUCAGGUCGUCACAAACCGAGACACUCAGGAGCUGCUGCUUUGCAUAGCAUAUGUCUUCGAAGUUUCAACCAGUGAACAUGGGGCUCAGCAUCAUACUUACAGACUGAUCAAGGACUAAAGAGAGCACCAGGAUGGCUGACACUGGGGCCAAGGCUUUGAGAAAACUGUUUAAACAGAGACAUGUACUCACAACCGCACACAAAACGUCAAAGCACACCAUCUCUCUGAAGCACACCUGGACUCUUGGAGCGAGAAUGUUUGAUACUUGCUCCUCUUUUUAUUUUAUUUGAGCACAAAGGUUAAUGUUACAUUGAGACAAGCCAAACAAUGUAGUAGUUAUCAGAGCAUUAUUGGAGAAAAGUAUUAAUGGACAAAAAUACUAGAAGGCAUCACCAUCCUGUCACAGCUAACCUUAUGCAGGUUGUCAUUUUUGAGUGAGCUGAUCUUGGCUGAAUCCUGUGAAGGCUGGUGAUUUAGGAUUAAGCACAGUCUUUGUAGAUUGUUAUUAAUAUGAAAGUGUUUUCAGGUUGUUUGUUAAUGAACUGCCCUUUGAUAUUACAGUGGCAUUGUUGGUGUAUAUAUUUGUGUGUGUAUGCAUAUAUUUGAAAGAUACGCAUAUGUACACAAAAAAACUUGAACUUUGUACAGUGACAUUAGUAGAAUUUAUCCCUUUAGUUCCAGAUGUGGGUACUUUCCUAAUGUCAUCUUUUACUGAUGGAAAUGGUUAAAUAAGUGAACUUGUUUUGGAGGAAUGAUGUUAGUAUUCACUGGGUGUUCAGUGGCUGUCUAAAAAAUAUUUUAUACAUUUCCUUCAUCAGUUCCUUUUUUAAAAGGUUGCAUCAAGUCAGAUUUUAAGUAAGUCAGUACAGUCGGCUGUUGAAUCUUUUCAGGAUGCCAUUAUAGUUUUAUAAGAAAGUCAUAAUUAUAAGUCUAUAUGUAUUACAGGUAAUGUGCCUCCUAUACUAUAAGUUAAAAACAAGUAGUCACGGUAGUUAGAACUACUUUGCUGCUGAUUAGAGUACUCUGGGGGAGGGGAAGAGGGGAAGUCCGUAAAUUAUGUCAAGCUACUGAACCUAGUCUGAUGCCGCAUUCAUUCUUGAAAGGUGUGACAUUUGUGUAGCAGGUAUUCUUAAAGGUGCUGUCAAACUGUAGAUCAUCAGGAGUGGCCAUUUGAAACCAGAAUGAUUCAGAAAUCUUGAUUUUUGAAGAUUACACAAAACAAAUAAAAAUGUACUGCGGUGGUGGUGCUGCGGUAGCGUUGUUGCCUCAGUUAGACGUUGCCCAUUCGAUUCUCAGAGCGUGUUCUGUGUGGCGACAUGUGUG
Messenger RNA from Protopterus annectens (West African lungfish), 3088 nucleotides. RefSeq names its product transcriptional enhancer factor TEF-1-like. The coding region runs from base 567 to 1883 and encodes 438 amino acids. Gene Ontology annotation, cellular component: transcription regulator complex. NCBI's taxonomy places the organism in Eukaryota, Metazoa, Chordata, Ceratodontiformes, Protopteridae. Gene Ontology annotation, biological process: embryonic organ development; regulation of transcription by RNA polymerase II; hippo signaling. The transcript is spliced from 14 exons. The record is from RefSeq and is a predicted model, not a curated record. Gene Ontology annotation, molecular function: DNA-binding transcription factor activity, RNA polymerase II-specific; RNA polymerase II cis-regulatory region sequence-specific DNA binding.